AUGGCGUCGACUGAUAAAACUGUUGACGACUCCCUAUAUCCAAUUGCGGUUCUUAUUGACGAACUAAAGAACGAAGAUGUACAGCUUCGUUUAAAUUCUAUUAAAAAGCUGUCAACAAUAGCACUCGCCCUCGGCGAAGAACGUACCCGAUCUGAAUUGAUUCCCUUUUUGACGGAAACCAUUUACGAUGAAGAUGAAGUUCUUUUGGCAUUGGCUGACCAACUUGGCAAUUUUACUAGUUUGGUUGGAGGACCCGAGUAUGCCAUGUACUUGAUUCCACCAUUGGAGAGUUUAGCUACCGUCGAAGAGACUGUGGUCCGUGACAAAGCUGUCGAAUCGUUACGUAUUGUGGCUGCUGAGCAUAGUGCUCAAGAUCUGGAAAUUCAUGUUGUGCCUACUUUGCAACGUUUAGUUUCCGGAGAUUGGUUCACCUCACGCACUUCUGCUUGUGGUCUGUUCUCCGUUUGCUAUCCUCGUGUUUCCCAGCCCGUGAAGGCAGAGCUACGUGCUAAUUUCAGGAAAUUGUGCCAGGAUGAAACACCAAUGGUUCGCCGUGCCGCUGCAAGUAAAUUGGGAGAAUUUGCCAAGGUGGUUGAACUCGAAUACUUGAAAUCCGACCUCAUUCCAAAUUUCGUUCAAUUGGCUCAAGAUGACCAGGAUUCCGUUCGCCUAUUGGCCGCUGAAGCUUGCGUAAGUAUUGCAGAGAUGUUGCCUCAAGAAGAUGUCGAACAUUUAGUAUUGCCUACACUGCGCCAAUGUGCCAGCGAUUCUUCUUGGCGUGUGCGUUACAUGGUGGCCGAGAAAUUUGUUGACUUACAAAAGGCCGUAGGACCGGAAAUAACUAGAGUUGAUUUGGUGCCUGCAUUCCAAUAUUUGUUGAAGGAUGCCGAGGCCGAAGUACGUGCUGCUGUUGCAACAAAAGUCAAAGAUUUCUGCGCUAAUCUUGACAAGGCCAAUCAGGUGCAAAUCAUUAUGACCUCGAUUUUGCCCUAUGUUCGCGAUUUAGUGUCCGACCCCAAUCCUCAUGUCAAAUCGGCUUUGGCUUCCGUUAUCAUGGGUUUGAGUCCAAUGCUUGGAUCUUACAACACUGUUGAGCAUCUUUUGCCAUUAUUCCUCAUCCAGCUCAAAGAUGAAUGCCCUGAAGUGCGUUUGAAUAUUAUUUCCAACUUGGAUUGUGUCAAUGAUGUCAUUGGAAUUCAACAACUAUCGCAAUCAUUGUUGCCAGCCAUUGUGGAACUAGCCGAAGACUCCAAAUGGCGUGUACGUUUGGCAAUUAUUGAAUAUAUGCCUGCUCUGGCCGGCCAAUUGGGACAGGAAUUCUUUGACCAGAAGCUACGUGGACUUUGCAUGGGCUGGUUGAACGAUCAUGUCUACGCCAUAAGGGAAGCGGCUACCAUUAACAUGAAAAAGUUGGUCGAACAAUUCGGUGCUCAAUGGGCUGAACAAGCUAUAAUUCCCAUGAUUUUGGCCAUGUCACGCAACAAGAACUAUUUGCAGAGAAUGACUUGUUUAUUCUGCAUUAAUAUGUUGGCUGAAGUCUGUGGCACAGACAUUACCACCAAACUCUUGCUGCCAACUGUUCUCCUCUUGGCCUCUGAUCCAGUCUCCAACGUUCGUUUCAAUGUCGCAAAGACCCUACAGAAAAUUUCACCUUUCCUUGAUAGCAGCGCUAUCGAUUCGCAAGUCAAGCCGACAUUGGAGAAAUUAAAUUCUGAUACUGAUGUUGACGUCAAAUAUUUCACUUCGGAAGCUAUCGCAGCCAUUGCUGCAGCCUAA
Molecule: messenger RNA, 1776 nt
Organism: Musca vetustissima
Lineage: Eukaryota; Metazoa; Arthropoda; Insecta; Diptera; Muscidae
Product: serine/threonine-protein phosphatase PP2A 65 kDa regulatory subunit-like
Exons: 1
Coding region: 1-1776 (591 amino acids)
Biological process (GO): protein dephosphorylation
Cellular component (GO): cytoplasm; protein phosphatase type 2A complex
Molecular function (GO): protein phosphatase regulator activity; protein binding
Source: RefSeq, a predicted model, not a curated record